UCUGAAAAUGCACAGAGAUGCCUGGCUACCUCGCCCUGCCUUCAGCCUCACGGGGCUCACUCUCAUGUUCUCUCUGGUGCCACCAGGGCGGAGCAUGGAGGUGUCGGUCCCCACCAUCCUGAACGUGCUCAAUGGCUCUGAUGCCCGCCUGUCCUGCACCUUCAACUCCUGCUACACAGUGAACCACAAGCAGUUCUCCCUGAACUGGACCUACCAGGAGUGUGGCAACUGCUCCGAGGAGAUGUUCCUGCAGUUUCGCAUGAAGAUCAUCAACCUGAGGCUGGAGCGGUUCCGGGACCGCGUGGAGUUCUCCGGCAACCCCAGCAAGUACGACGUGUCCGUGAUGCUCAGGAACGUGCAGCCGGAGGACGAGGGCACCUACAACUGCUACGUGAUGAACCCGCCCGACCGCCACCGUGGCCACGGCAAGAUCAGCCUGAGGGUCCUCAUGGAAGAGCCCCCUGAGCGGGACUCCACGGUGGCCGUGAUCGUGGGGGCCUCCGUGGGGGGCUUCCUGGCUGUGGUCAUCUUGGUGCUGAUGGUCGUCAAGUGCGUGAGGAGGAAAAAAGAGCAGAAACUGAGCACGGAUGACCUGAAAACAGAGGAAGAGGCCAAGACGGACGGCGAGGCCAAUGCGGACGAUGGCACCAAGUAA
Molecule: messenger RNA, 655 nt
Organism: Lepus europaeus (European hare)
Lineage: Eukaryota; Metazoa; Chordata; Mammalia; Lagomorpha; Leporidae
Gene: SCN2B
Product: sodium voltage-gated channel beta subunit 2
Exons: 4
Coding region: 8-655 (215 amino acids)
Biological process (GO): cardiac muscle cell action potential involved in contraction; membrane depolarization during cardiac muscle cell action potential; regulation of sodium ion transmembrane transporter activity
Cellular component (GO): voltage-gated sodium channel complex; membrane
Molecular function (GO): sodium channel regulator activity
Source: RefSeq, a predicted model, not a curated record